GGUCAUUAAAAUGUCCGAAAUGGGUCACAUGACAGCUGUGUAUUGUAUGCAUAAUGCAACCAUUCUUGUCUUUUUUUUAAUUUGAUUGUUGUAUAAUAUAAAGCAAAACAGAGGAGACAGAAAGAAGAGUUGCAAAUAAAAUGCAUGACAUAUUAAUGGGUGUUCAUAAAUCUGUUGGUAAAUAUCAAGCAACUUUUUAGUUUAACAAGAUUAAUCAAAUGAAACAGCAAAGAACAUGCUUCGAAUCCAACAGAUUGAAAAUAUAUUAAAAGCAAUUGCCAAUAGAGAUUUAGAUCAAUUAAAGUCAUUGUCAAGGCAACCUGGAGGCUUUGUUCAUGAUUGUCUAAGAAAGAUUGUUUGGCCGAUAUUACUUCAUACUCAACAUGGGAAUUAUGUUGUCGAAAAGGGCAGUGAAAAAGAUUUGGCUGAUCCGGUACAGAUUGCAAAGGAUGUAGAGAGAUCGCUCUAUUAUUAUCCUCGAGAUAUGUCACCUGUGCUAAAAGAACAAAAACAACAAGAACUUCAUUGUAUGAUUGUCGAAAUACUUUGGAGAAACCCGAAUUUGAAAUAUUAUCAAGGAUUUCACGAUAUCUGUACUUGUUUUCUACUUGUCCUUGGUAAAAAGGCAGCUAUACCUGCUGCUGAAAAUGUUGCUUUGUUCUUUCUAAGGGAUGCCAUGAUGGACUCAUUUGAGCCAGUAUCCAAACAGCUUCGAUUAAUGAGUUCAUUAAUAGAAUAUGAGGAUGUAGAAUUAACAACCUUUUUAGAAAGAUGUAAUAUCAUGCCUUAUUAUGCACUCAGCUGGAUCUUGACUUGGUUUAGUCAUGAUUUUGAGCGAUAUGAAAAGAUUGUGAGGUUAUUUGAUUUGUUUAUAUCAAGUGAAGCUAUUAUGCCUGUUUAUGUAGCAAGUGCAAUUAUUUUAUAUAGAAGAGAUGAAAUAUUAAAAGCAGAUAGAGACAUUGUGCAUUCACUUAUCACUCGUAUACCACAAGAUAUUGAUAUCGAAUCCAUCAUUCAAAGGGCAAUUCAGCUACAAGAAAAAUAUACUGUAUUACAAUUGCAGAAGCAGAGUGGAAUAUGGUUACAUGAAGAGUAAAGAAUGAUAACCAAGCAAUAGUACAAUAAUAAUAACAAUAGCAUGUUUAGAUCUGUUAUAAAUACUUGGCAUAAGGAUUGGGGUACUUUAAAGUGGGGAGAUGUUCCUGAUCAUUUACAAGCAAGUAAAUAUCCAAGCUCUCAAGCAAAUAAAGAAGAAUGGGAAGAUGAAAUGUUAACAGAAUGGACAAAGAGAAGGAGAACAUCUAUUAUAGAUGAUCAAGAUUUGUUCUAGUCACUAUUUAUUAAAU
Rhizopus microsporus ATCC 52813 is the source of this 1346-nucleotide messenger RNA. Its product is annotated as RabGAP/TBC. Bases 236 to 1096 code for a protein of 286 amino acids. The transcript has 6 exons. Gene Ontology annotation, cellular component: endoplasmic reticulum membrane. The record is from RefSeq and is a predicted model, not a curated record. NCBI's taxonomy places the organism in Eukaryota, Fungi, Mucoromycota, Mucoromycetes, Mucorales, Rhizopodaceae. Gene Ontology annotation, molecular function: GTPase activator activity. Gene Ontology annotation, biological process: positive regulation of GTPase activity; endoplasmic reticulum to Golgi vesicle-mediated transport.